GCAGCAGAGGGGCCGCCCGGACGCGCAGGCCGGGCUUCAGGCUUUCCUGAUCCUUGGGGCACCCACAGGGAUGGGUGAGGCCCACCUGACCUGUGACACCUCCCAGCAGCCAUCAUCUCACUAGGGCCCCACAGUGGCAUUAGGAUGCACCUCUCAGCGGUGUUCAAUGCCCUCCUGGUGUCCGUGCUGGCCGCAGUCCUCUGGAAGCACGUGCGGCUACGUGAGCAUGCGGCUACUCUGGAAGAGGAGCUGGCCCUGGGCCAGCAGGACCCAGAGCCAAUGCUGGCCCUGAGGAUCGACUACCCAAAGGCUCUGCAGAUCCUGAUGGAGGGCGGUACCCACAUGGUGUGCACGGGCCGCACACACACCGACCGCAUCUGCCGCUUCAAGUGGCUCUGCUACUCCAACGAGGCCGAGGAGUUCAUCUUCUUCCACGGCAACACCUCCGUCAUGCUGCCCAACCUGGGCUCUCGGCGCUUCCAGCCCGCCCUGCUGGACCUGUCCACCGUGGAGGACCACAACACCCAGUACUUCAACUUCGUGGAGCUGCCCGCCGCCGCCCUGCGCUUCAUGCCCAAACCGGUGUUUGUGCCCGACGUGGCCCUCAUUGCCAACCGCUUCAACCCCGACAACCUCAUGCAUGUCUUCCACGAUGACCUGCUGCCCCUCUUCUACACCCUGCAGCAGUUCCCCGGCCUGGCCCAGGAGGCCCGGCUCUUCUUCAUGGAGGGCUGGGGCGAGGGGGCACACUUUGACCUGUACAAGCUCCUCAGCCCCAAGCAGCCACUCCUGCGGACCCAGCUGAAGACCCUGGGCCGGCUGCUGUGCUUCUCCCAUGCUUUUGUGGGCCUUUCCAAGAUCACUACCUGGUACCAGUAUGGCUUUGUCCAGCCCCAGGGCCCAAAGGCCAACAUCCUCGUCUCUGGCAACGAGAUCCGCCAGUUUGCACAGUUCAUGAUGGAGAAGCUGAAUGUGAGCCAUGCCGGGGCCGCCCUGGGAGAGGAGUACAUCCUGGUCUUCAGCCGCACCCAGAACAGACUCAUCCUGAACGAAGCAGAGCUGCUGCUGGCGCUGGCACAGGAGUUCCAGAUGAAGACGGUGACAGUGUCCCUGGAGGACCACACCUUUGCAGAUGUUGUGCGGCUGGUCAGCAACGCCUCCAUGCUGGUCAGCAUGCAUGGAGCCCAGCUGGUCACCGCCCUCUUCCUGCCCCGGGGGGCCACUGUGGUUGAGCUCUUCCCAUAUGCUGUCAAUCCUGAACACUACACCCCCUAUAAGACGCUGGCCACGCUGCCCGGCAUGGACCUCCAGUAUGUCGCCUGGCGGAACGUGAUGCCAGAGAAUACAGUCACACACCCUGAGCGGCCCUGGGACCAGGGGGGCAUCACCCACCUGGACCGGGCCGAGCAGGCCCGUAUCCUGCAGAGCCGUGAGGUCCCCCGGCAUCUCUGUUGCCGGAACCCUGAGUGGCUCUUCCGAAUCUACCAGGACACCAAGGUGGAUGUCUCUUCCCUCAUGCAGACCAUACGGCGUGUGGUGAAGGGCCAGCCAGGGCCACGAAAGCAGAAGUGGACAGUGGGCCUGUACCCGGGCAAGGUGCGGGAGGCGCGAUGCCAGGCAUCGGUGCAGGGCGCCUCCGAGGCUCGCCUCACUGUUUCCUGGCAGAUCCCCUGGAACCUCAAGUACCUGAAGGUGAGGGAGGUGAAGUACGAGGUGUGGCUGCAGGAGCAGGGGGAGAACACCUACGUGCCUUACAUCCUGGCCCUGCAGAACCACACCUUCACCGAGAACAUCAAGCCCUUCACGACCUACCUGGUGUGGGUCCGCUGCAUCUUCAACAAGAUCCUCCUCGGACCUUUUGCAGACGUCCUGGUGUGCAGCACGUAGCAAGCAGGCCACCGCCAGGCCCCAGGGAGGGUGGCUUCUCCAGCUCUGUGCCCUGAGCCCGCUGAUCCUGCUGUGGCAACGUCUAGGGUUGACUUGUUUAUUUAUUGGGCAGGCCUGUGUCCCUGUGUCGUCUUAUCGCACCUGGGUGUGGUGUUCCCAGGGCUCCUCUUUGUGCUAGAGAGGUGGGCCCCCACCCCCUUCUGCUGGCCUGAUCAUCCAUACCCUGGAGAAUUCCUUAGUGGGCAGGAGGGGAAGGAGGAAGGACAGUAAGAAUCCUAGGGAACCGCUUUGGCUAAGUGAUCUUCUAGGUCCUUUGGGUUAUGUCCAGCCUUCUGGGAACUGAGUAACCACCGAGUUGUAGGUUGGGUGGUCCAUCAGCUUCAUUGCCAUGAAAUUCACCUGCAGCCCAGUGAAGGGUGUUUGGAAUAGUCAUUAAAUGAUUAUAAACA
Molecule: messenger RNA, 2336 nt
Organism: Marmota flaviventris (yellow-bellied marmot)
Lineage: Eukaryota; Metazoa; Chordata; Mammalia; Rodentia; Sciuridae
Gene: Pomgnt2
Product: protein O-linked mannose N-acetylglucosaminyltransferase 2 (beta 1,4-)
Biological process (GO): protein O-linked glycosylation via mannose
Cellular component (GO): endoplasmic reticulum
Molecular function (GO): protein O-acetylglucosaminyltransferase activity; protein binding
Source: RefSeq, a predicted model, not a curated record